Molecule: messenger RNA, 3378 nt
Organism: Danio aesculapii
Lineage: Eukaryota; Metazoa; Chordata; Actinopteri; Cypriniformes; Danionidae
Product: podocan
Exons: 4
Coding region: 152-2191 (679 amino acids)
Molecular function (GO): protein binding
Source: RefSeq, a predicted model, not a curated record
UAACAUAAUGCAGUCUAUUUUCUGUGUACUGUUCAACAGACUGGUCUCUUGCAGUGUCGCAGUUGACGGCAGCGUUUAAAUGAUGUAACAUGGGCACAAACGCUGACAUCAAAAGCAGGACCGCAUCAAUAUUCAACCCUUUUAACCAAAAAUGAAGCCCCUCGUGCUGCUGUGCUGGAUUUUUGUUGUGACCUUACACGCUUCUGUGCUUCAGCCAAGGGUAACUGUGGCAGUUUUGCAGAAUGCAUCUGCAGAAGGUGACCUUUGGGGAAAGCAGAGACUUACUCUGUACAUUGAAGCUCUAAACACUGAAGAGGAGAAAAGAAGUGAGGAAGAGGUCAAAAUUCAUGGUGCAGAAGAAGAAACUGACAAUAGUAAUGAAGAACAUGGUGCGAGAGAAACAGAAAGUAAUGAGCAAACAAUGGUGCUCAUUGAGGAUGCAAAGGAAACAGAGAAGCAGCAAGGACAGAGUCUGGUUGAACCUGACACAUUGGAUGUCACUGGGCCAACUCUGAAGGAAUAUAACACUUCUAGCAUAUCUAUCACAUCCCAUCCAGUUCCGCUCACAGAAUCAGCUACUCCACCUCCAUCAUUCUCCUCCACACCACAGAGACCAGCAUCAACUCCAGAGACCUUCUAUGUCAUUACCAAUACAAACCUUUCAUCUGAAACCACAGUUGAAAACCCAAAAUUUCACACUCCAGAUGCAAUGGGAGCCACAUUACUAAAUGAAAGCAGCACAAAUGAUGAUCUUAAAGUGGAACUCCUUGUGAUGAAUGUCUCCGAGUUCCACUUAAAGGAGGAAGUGAGUGUAGAAGUCACAGCCUUGGCAGCGAGAGCGGAACCCACUGCAAUUGCCCUUCCCAGUACCUUUGCGGACAAAGCAAAAAACAAAGUGGCCAAACAUAAAGACAAUAAAACACUGAAAGGGAAGAAAAAAAAGGCUGUAAAGGGGAAGCCGAGGAAGACAACUAAAGUUCCGAAAAAAGCAAAGAAAGUUAAAAAGUUAAAUCAUAAGCAGAAACUCAAGCCAACAACUCCUUCGCAUUUUCCUUAUUUUGAAGAUAACUACUGCCCACCAGAGUGUUCCUGCUAUGGGAGGGUUGUGCAGUGUUCCGACAAACACCUGGUCAAAAUACCUUAUGGAAUUCCGUACAACUCCCGGUACAUUCUCUUAAUGAACAACAAAAUUGAUAGCAUUCAGUUAAACUUGCUUUCCCAGUAUGACUCCAUGGAGUUCCUGGUGUUAAGGAACAACCGUUUAACAGAUUCCUCACUCAAGAGAGCCUUCGAAGGGAUUCAGCAUCUCAAGAGACUGUAUGUGGAGCGGAACCUUCUCCGAAGCUUCCCCACAGACCUGCCUGCUACUCUUGAGGAGCUACGUCUGGACCGGAACCAAAUAAGUGUGAUGUCCAAUGCAGCUUUUGAACGCUGUCCAAGUUUGCAAAUCCUUAGCCUGAGCAACAACACCCUGCCGACAAUCCCUCCAGGAGUACUUCUUUCUUUGGUCAACCUUCAGACCCUCACUCUGUCCUACAACCAGCUCGCCUCUGUUCCAAUGCAGCUGCCCCUCAGUCUUCGAGAACUGUAUCUCAGAGGCAAUCGCAUUCAACGUUUACAAGGUGACAUGUUCUGGGGAGAGUCGGAGCUGCAGAUUCUGGAUUUAAGUUUGAACAGAUUGACCGAUAAAGGGCUUGGAAAGGCAGCACUAUUGAACGCCACUGGCCUUGAGAGUUUGAAUCUAGAGGGCAACUUACUGAAGGAAGUUCCUCGCCAUCUACCAUACACCAUAAAGACCCUCAACUUGGAAGGAAACUUUAUCUCAAGUAUUACCAAGGAUGCCUUUGUUUCAAUGCCUCAACUGGAGCACCUAGGUUUAGCAAGAAACAAAAUCACCAAAGUGGCUCUUGGUGCUUUCAGAGUUCUCCCACUUCUGCAUCAGCUAGAUAUGAGUUACAAUGCCUUACAACAGGUACCACGGCAGCUCCCAUUGUGGCUGCACUCUGCAACAUUUAUGCACAACAAGAUCCGCUCGAUUCCACGUGAUUCAUUCUGUUGGGGUCGAGACAAUGUGUCCCCACUGAGCCGCUUGGUGAAGGUGCAACUGGAAUAUAACAUGAUAGAUCUGGGUCAUCUGGACACGCUGGCCUUCAGAUGCCUUAGAGGCUUUCAAGUGGUGGAGCUUUACUGAAUUAACAAAUUGAGAAGCCCUGGACAAAAGGGGCAAGCUAUGGAUAGAGGUGACUUUUGCCAAUGGCAUCUGGGGUGAUAAUGAGUUAGGCAAACUUACUUUCAAUAGAAUGAAGAGUCAGAAAUUGCAGUUAGUGAUAAACUAUAUAAACGGCAGAAAUGCCACAAACUAUAUGCAGGCUCAGCUCUGUAGAAGAUAGUUUUGAUGGCCAUGAGGGGUAGUGCAUUACUUGACACAUAUUGAGUACUUUUCUGAUGCUGCUUCUCUGAUUUGAUCAAGUGUAUCUGCCUGCGGACUGCAAGACAGAGGCGUAAGAUGAAGGGGUGUAACUUGUAACAGUUAUCGAGAUCCCAUUGAACCAUGCGAGAUGUUACAAUGAAAUGUAGUUGGCAAGAUGGCUUACCAGAGAACAUUUUCAGAGUUUUCUCCAGAUUUAUCCUCAACCAAUUCAGUUGAUAUAUUAUUAUAUUUAAAGCCACGAUUCAUCAGCGGAUCGCUCGUAUGUCAGCUUACAGACAAACCAGCUGAUCGACGUGACUUUGAAACGCUCCAGUGUCCCUGUAUUUGUGUUUACACUCAGUAAACAGCGCUGAGUUCAAUGAACCGAUGACCUUCACAGCCAAUCACAGUCAUUUCUGCUGAACAGGUGUACACAUUGGCACAAUAGUUUAAGAGCAUGCUCCAAGGCGCUUAAAGGUUUGCGGGAAAUGGAUGUUUUUUAAAUUCAGUACCAAUUGGUAUUGAAUUCCAGUAUCGUGACAACUCUAGGUAGGUAUAGACGUUAAUAACUGUGAUGGUUUGGUUUAGGUUGUAGACGUUAAUAACUGAUAUACAGCGCCAUCUUGCCGACAACAUAGUUUUGACAUGUCUCCAUAACUUUGUUACACCUCUAACGUACUACAAGGCCCCUUCAUGUUACGCCCCUGUCUUGCAGUCCGCAGACAGAUCCUACUCGGUUUGAUCAAAUAUAGCCAAAAACAGAAUUUAAGUGUAUGUGGCCUGGGUUAUUGGUUGUGAUGAUGUUAACUGCUGUUACAUCUCUGAAAUUUGACUAGAUGUUGAAUAAGACUGAGAUCAGAGUUGUUUUGUUUGGAUAUAUCCCAGUCCCACUUGUUUUUGAGAUUGUAUUAUAAUUCGAUGUGACACAACAUGUCUUACAUUUGAAAAUAAAUCACUCACUUUUGUAA